Molecule: messenger RNA, 2765 nt
Organism: Neocloeon triangulifer
Lineage: Eukaryota; Metazoa; Arthropoda; Insecta; Ephemeroptera; Baetidae
Product: myosin-2-like
Exons: 12
Coding region: 49-1965 (638 amino acids)
Source: RefSeq, a predicted model, not a curated record
UGGAUCGCAGUGAGACGUAAGACGUUUGCUAGGGAGGAUGCACGCAGUAUGUUCGGCUUCUUCAGGAAACAAGCCAAGAACACCAGCAACAAAGAGCACGAUCACAGCAGCCAUGGGCCAGUAGUGGACGCGCCGGACACGAUGACAGUCAGCAACGACGAUUUCUCCCCAGACCCAGUCACCUCCGUCAGGAGGCGGUUGGAGGCCAAAGUUGAAGACCUGUCGGCUCAAAUCGCAGCCAAAGAUGCCGAGAUUUUCCAACUCAAGAACUCGUUGGGCGAGCUCACGCGGGAAGUCGGCACCAAGGCGGCCUGCAUGGAGAGGGUGCAGGCCGAGUUGGAUGCUGCGUGCAAGGAGGCUGAAUUGGCCAAAAUAUCCCUGAAGAAAUUUGUUGUUGAAAAAGAGAACUUUAGACAUCAGAACGACGAGCUGAAGGAGGAGUUGGAAAAGAGAACUAGCAGUUGUAGUGAGGAAGAUGAUUCUGACGAGGAUGACGAUGAAGAUGAGUCGAGUGAUGAGGAGGAUGAGAGCAAGGGAGAUUUGAAGAAGAAAGUCAAAGAUCUUGAGGAGCAGCUCGCCGCCGUGACUGCCGAGAGGGACCAACUUUUGGCCGCAAAAGAAACGGCCCAGAAAGAAUGGGAAGAAGAACUGAAGUCUGUGAAAGAGGCGCUGGACGAUGCCGUGGCCCAAAAGCAGGCGGUCACGGCGAAGUACGAGAAAGAGUACGAGCAGCUGCGGACGGUCAACUCGGACAGGGAGCAACAGAUGUUGGACGAUUUUGAAUGGAAACUGCGGGAGGUCCAGUCCAGCUCGAAGAAAAAAUUGGAAGAGAAGACCAAGGAGGCGGAACGGCGCAUCAAAGAUAUUCAAAUCAAGCUGGACCAACGCAUUGCCAUGCACACCAAUGACGUUGAAAAACUGAAAAAGAUCGAAGCUGAAAUAACGCAGCUCAAGAGCAUGAGUCACGACCAACAACGACUUAUCAGAGAGGCACAACGAGAACACGACAGUCUCCAAGCAAAUAUUGGUAUGCUGAAUUCGGAAAUAAGUAGGCUGAACGCUCAACUACUUAAAGAGCGAAAUGUUUUGUCGGCUGUGCAGGGUUUGAACCACAGAAAGCGAGAGGAACGUGAAGAAUUGUUCAAACAACAAUUGGAAGAGCAGAAGAAGCUAAUCACACAAGAGGCUGACGAGCGAAUCCAGACGGAGGUGCACAGUCGCCUGCAACACCAAGUGACGGAGGCUUUGCAGAGGAAGCAGGGCGAGUUUGACCGCGAGUUGGCCGCCCAGCAGAGCAAGGCGCAGGAAAAAUUGGAAGCCAGUCAGAAGCAAGUGCUGCACUUGAAGGAACAAAUGGCCAGGCGGGAGGAGCAGCACCGCAAGGAUAUGUCCAACGCCAUCCAGGAGUCGGACAGCAGCCGACUCGAACUGCGGCGCAAACUGGACAAGCUCGACCUCCAGUAUCAGGACAAGGCUGAAGCGCUAAGUGAGGCGCACGCAAUUCAAAUUGAGGAACUGGAGAAAAGAGCUAGUCAGGCCGAAAUGCAGCUGGUUUCGUCCAAAGCAACUCUGGAGCUGGUCAAACAACAGAUGACCAAAGACUUUGACGAGAAGUUCAACGAACUCUACAAGAAGCACCAACAACAAUUAGCAAGGCAAAGAGAUGAAUUGCAAGAAGUCCACGAAGAGGAAAUUGCAGCUCUGCAAGCGCGACACAUGGCGGAAAUCGCAGCCCUUUGCAAAAACAAAAUGAAUGGAGACAUCGAAAUGGUCGAUUCGGUCGCCCACCAGGAGGUCCUCAACAAACUGAGAAGCGUGCCCCAGGAAGCUGUCAAAGUGUCCCAGCCCAAACUGGCCCUCCUCCUCCCCCUGCUGGUGUGGGCGUGCGCCGAAUCACCCGGUCUCGCUUUGGCCGCUCUUUUACUCAUAACGGCCGCCUUCCUCAUGGCCAGAAACACCGCCUGAUUUUCUUUUCCGAACACAUAUGAAAAGUGAUAAAAGACAAGGAAAGACCAGUGUCGUGCUGUGAUAAAAAUUCUUCUACGCAUAUUUACUCUCUCUAUCAUUAAAAACUUUCUUUUUCGAGCGUCGGAUGUUUUCUAUAACUGAUAAUUUCCGAUGUGAAAGACUUUUUCACUAGAAUCAUUAGGAGUUUUGCUAAAUUUUUUAAUUGUUUUCGACCGAGAACGAUUUAAAGGAGGUCGAUUUGUAUUUAUAUGUGACAUAAAUCCGCAAUCCUCUUCAAUCCCAUCAAACCACUCAUUUUUGUCUUUCUAAUUGGCUGUGAAGAUUUUUUUAAUUAUCAUAAAAGGUCACCUCCUUUCUCUAAUUAUAAUGAAUUUAACAUAUUAUUCGAACACGUGAGUUCUUUGUAAUGUUCAUGAUUUAUUAUCUCUCGAAUUUUGCAACAAUAUUAGUUUAACCUUCACUUCAACUCUCUCAAGUCGUAGAGACGGCAGAAAGCCCCCGUAAGUCGCAAUAUCAUGUCGAUUCCAUUAACAUACGUACUUCAGUGAUCUGCACUGUGCUCCACAUGCGUGCGUCUGUCCUUCUCUCGCUUCAUUUUCAUCAUUAUUUUUAGUAGUUAAAUGUUAUUUUUGACCGAGCCAGUCGCCGGCCCUCCGGCCAGUGCUUGGCAAGUGUAGAAAAAGCAUUUUGUUGCUUCCCGUCUGUAUAACUCUUUGGCUGUCGCUGUCCUUUUUUUGUAAUUUUACUAAUAAUAAAGUUAGCAAACAGCUUCUAUUGACGUUUUGUUCCAACUCUGA